AUGCUUAGCAGAAGGACCUCACUGGCUGUAAUAGGCGCUCUGAAGAGUAAGGCUUUGGUCAGGACUGCAGUCAAUGGUGCGAGACUCAACCUGAGAUUUGCUAGUACAGCUAAUGUGGAAAACGGCAAGGUUUUCAUGAACAGUGUUCAUUGGAAUCAAUAUCGUCUGCAACUGAAUGACAGCUCCAUACAGAACGAGCUCAAGCGGUUAGAAAAGAAAUGGUUGGAUGAUUUAGAGUUAAAAUCAGAUAAGAAUAAUAUUAGUCGAGAAGACAAAGGAAAUGAGAAUAAGAAUGAGAAUGAGAAUGAGAAUGAAAAGGAUGAUAGUGACAAAAAAGAUGAUGUGAAUGAGAAAGGCGUUGACAACUUGAGGGAGGAGAAGGAGCACAGUAACAGUCUCAAAUCAAAUGGUAGUCCUGCAACGUCUAGUUCAGGAAUGGCAGGAACGCCUCCCUCAUCUUCUGGGAGUGGCAGUGGCGAUGAUGGAAACAAUCCGAUGAAGGCAAAGAAACAUGUCUUGCCUGAAGUUUACCCUCAAAUGCUAGCCCUUCCUAUUUCUAGGCGUCCGCUGUUCCCAGGCUUUUACAAAGCUGUCGUCAUUUCUGAUGAGAGGGUUAUGAAAGUCAUCAAAGAGAUGUUAGAUCGUCAACAACCUUAUAUCGGCGCGUUUAUGCUUAAAAAUUCUGAUUCUGAUUCUGAUGUCAUUGAGAAAAUCGAGGAGGUUUAUGACGUCGGAGUUUUUGCCCAAAUAACGAGUGCGUUUCCGAGUAAAGAUGAAAAGACGGGUAUUGAAACAAUGACGGCACUCUUGUACCCUCACAGAAGAAUUAAAAUUGAUGAAUUACUUCCUCCAAAAGGCAAAGAUGCUCAGGAGAAAACAGUUUUAGAGAAUGAAGUUCAGGUCACCGAAAAUGAUUCAGAAAUCGCAAACAAUGAGAUACUCAGUAAGUCGAUGACAGACGAUUCAGUUAAACUUGUGGAGAAUGAACGUCAAAUCGCUGAGUCUACUGAGGAAGACGAAGACUCAAAUCCCACGGAAUUUUUGAAGGAACAUGAUGUUUCUUUAGUAAACGUAUCAAACUUAGAAGAUGAACCUUUUGAUAGAAAAUCACCUGUCAUAAAUGCUCUGACGUCUGAAAUUUUGAAAGUAUUCAAAGAAAUAUCUCAAUUAAAUACCAUGUUUCGCGAGCAAAUAGCGACUUUUUCGGCCUCGAUACAAUCUGCUACAACCAACAUAUUCGAAGAGCCUGCAAGGCUAGCAGAUUUUGCUGCUGCGGUAUCUGCAGGAGAGGAAGAGGAGUUACAGGAAAUUCUCGAAUCACUGAAUAUCGAACAACGCUUAGAGAAGUCAUUACUGGUGUUGAAGAAAGAGUUGAUGAAUGCGGAGCUACAAAACAAGAUCUCAAAGGAUGUGGAAACUAAGAUUCAGAAGAGACAAAGAGAAUACUAUUUAAUGGAACAACUUAAGGGUAUAAAAAGAGAGCUGGGUAUUGACGAUGGUCGCGAUAAGAUGAUCGAAACUUUUAAAAAGAGAGUCGAAAAGCUUCAAUUACCAGAGCAAGUUCAGAACGUUUUCGAUGACGAAAUAAAUAAACUCGCAACGUUAGAAACUUCUAUGUCUGAAUUUGGCGUCAUCAGAAAUUAUUUAGAUUGGAUCACAUCGUUACCCUGGGGAAUAACCUCUAAAGAACAAUAUUCUAUAUCACGAGCCAAAACCAUAUUAGACGAAGAUCAUUAUGGAAUGAAGGAUGUAAAGGAUCGUAUUCUUGAGUUCAUCGCGGUUGGAAAGUUGCUUGGUAAAGUUGAUGGCAAAAUUCUAUGUUUUGUUGGACCACCAGGUGUUGGUAAAACUUCCAUCGGCAAAUCUAUUGCGCGUUCAUUGAAUCGUGCAUUUUUUCGUUUUUCUGUAGGUGGCUUGACUGAUGUUGCCGAAAUUAAGGGACAUAGAAGAACAUACAUCGGUGCUCUACCUGGAAGAGUGAUCCAAGCCUUGAAGAAAUGUCAGACACAAAAUCCACUCAUAUUAAUUGAUGAAAUAGAUAAAAUCGGGCAUGCAGGUAUUCAUGGUGAUCCCUCUGCUGCAUUAUUGGAGGUUUUAGAUCCGGAGCAGAACAAUAACUUCUUGGAUAACUACUUAGAUAUUCCGAUUGAUCUAUCUAGGGUUCUAUUUGUCUGCACAGCCAACACUUUGGAUUCAAUUCCAAGACCGUUGCUCGAUAGGAUGGAAGUUAUCGAAUUAACCGGUUAUGUCGCCGAGGAAAAAGUUAAAAUUGCAGAACAGUAUCUGGCCCCAAGUGCAAAAAAGACUGCAGGCUUAGAAAAUACAAACGUCGAACUUACUGAAGAUGCAAUUAGAUCUUUAAUGAAACAUUAUUGUAGGGAAAGUGGUGUGAGAAAUUUGAAAAAGCAUAUAGAGAAGAUAUACCGUAAGGCGGCUCUAGAUGUUGUCAAACAAUUGAGCAUAGACGACACGCCUCGUCCAGAGAAUGCUGAAAAUAAAUCUUCAAAUGCCAAAGAUGCUCCGGUUGUUGGAAGCUCUGAAAUAGAAGGGGAGAAAAUUGAAAUUGAAAAGACGAAGGAUAGAGCCGAGGCACUCAAAGUCUCGGAUAAUAUCAAGGUCGUGAUAGAUCCAGAAAACUUGAAAAGUUAUGUCGGUCCUCCUGUUUACACCUCAGAUAGGUUGUAUGAGAUUACACCACCCGGCGUCGUGAUGGGGCUAGCAUGGACAAGUAUAGGAGGUUGUGCGCUAUAUGUAGAGUCGGUUUUGGAGCAACCGUUGCACGAUUGUAAACGACCAUCAUUUGAACGCACUGGCCAAUUGGGAGAUGUUAUGAAAGAAUCUUCUCGUUUGGCAUAUUCUUUCUCUAAGAUGUACCUUUCCAAAAAAUUUUCAGAAAACAGAUUUUUUGAAAAGGCAUCUAUUCAUCUGCAUUGUCCAGAGGGCGCUACUCCAAAAGAUGGGCCAUCUGCUGGUGUAACUAUGGCAUCAUCGUUUUUGUCAUUAGCUCUUAACAAAUCUAUCGAUCCCACAGUAGCCAUGACGGGUGAACUAACAUUAACAGGGAAAGUUUUAAGAAUUGGAGGUCUAAGAGAGAAAGCUGUAGCGGCUAAGAGAUCGGGAGCAAAAACGAUUAUUUUUCCCAAAGAAAAUAUGAGCGACUGGGCAGAAUUACCAGAAAAUGUGAAGGAGGGUUUGGAGCCUCUUGCUGCGGACUGGUACGAGGACAUUUUCCAAAGGUUAUUUGGAGAUGUUUCCAAAAAUGAGGGAAACUAUGUAUGGAAAUCCGAAUUUGAGAUGAUUGAUGCAAAAAAAGACAAAGAUGACUGA
Messenger RNA from Zygotorulaspora mrakii, 3327 nucleotides. It is a transcript of the gene PIM1, whose product is annotated as ATP-dependent Lon protease PIM1. The transcript has a single exon. Gene Ontology annotation, cellular component: mitochondrial matrix. Gene Ontology annotation, biological process: protein quality control for misfolded or incompletely synthesized proteins; mitochondrion organization; chaperone-mediated protein complex assembly. Bases 1 to 3327 code for a protein of 1108 amino acids. The record is from RefSeq and is a predicted model, not a curated record. NCBI's taxonomy places the organism in Eukaryota, Fungi, Ascomycota, Saccharomycetes, Saccharomycetales, Saccharomycetaceae. Gene Ontology annotation, molecular function: ATP hydrolysis activity; single-stranded DNA binding; ATP binding.